AUGGCGGACCAGGGCCAUGGCGGACCAGGUGAACGUCGCAAGCGGUGGUUAGCCGAUCGGUCCAUUUCGCUAGCCAGUGAACAGAUGAUAGUGGCACAGUGGCCAGCUGGUGAAGGAGCGGGCGACAACUGGUGUUGGCAAGCACGGAAGAGAGCUGGCAUUUUAGGUAGCAGUUGACC
This is a messenger RNA of Strongylus vulgaris, 179 nucleotides long. The record is from the annotation of a GenBank genome assembly. Lineage: Eukaryota; Metazoa; Nematoda; Chromadorea; Rhabditida; Strongylidae.